Molecule: messenger RNA, 1103 nt
Organism: Aspergillus calidoustus
Lineage: Eukaryota; Fungi; Ascomycota; Eurotiomycetes; Eurotiales; Aspergillaceae
Source: the annotation of a GenBank genome assembly
AUGGCAGAGUUCAACAAUGAUGUAGGAUUUACCGUUGACUUGGUCGGUCCCGCUGAUCUCGAGCUGAGCUUUGCUUGGGAGGUCGAUAUAAGGCUCACUGCCACCCAGCUUGAGGGAUCACAGAUGGUGAAGCUUGGACAUUCCGCUCACACUGCGGUUGGUGGUCGGCUUCCACCGGGACCGGAUGAGCCGCCUGUAGAGCCUGGAGUCUGGAACGUUGACCCCAGCCCACUGGCUGCAUUACUGUCAUUGUGCGCCCUCACCAUGGAGAGCGAACCCAACAGUUCACACGUCUCUUAUCGUUUCCGGACUCUGGGCUGUGGCUGGGAUGUUCCCGUUCCAGCCCGUUGCGUCGACCCUGGUAUAGAAGUUGACUCAGAGGAACUGCGGAGGUGGUUGAGCGAGCAAAGAAAAGCCCGCAGCAAUGCUGACACCCCAGAAGGGCGACAAGUGAGAGUAUCGACUCCGAAUGAUAUAAGUGAGUCGUCAAUUGAUGGCAGGAACAUCAGUACCAUUGAUGAGCGAGAUAGAGUGUCACCAAGCUCGGAUAUUGUAACUGAAGGUUUUGGACGUUAUAUCCGCCACCGAAUGGAGCUACAGAACGGUCCUGGCAGCGUCCGAGUCGUUGAUUUCUACAAGAUUUGGAUUGAGAGGGAGACGCCCUCCAAAACCAUCCCCGAUAUUGAGAAUCUGGACGAUCGGGACGAUCUCUGGAGGGCGCCGGCUUUUGGUCGUAAUCGUAGACCCCUAACCAAAGAGUAUAAGUAUAUGUUUGGAGCACCCUUCGCCAUGUAUUCAAGAUACGAGGCAUUGCAGCAAAAGGAUAACCAAGGAGAGGUUAGAAUUCAGGCCCUGAGGGCAAGCAGCCUCAGCUUCGCGCCGGACGGGUCAGCGGUACACGGUGCAUCCCAGGAAUCUCUCGACCAACAUCGCCCUUCCACUCGAGUGUCGACGCUCUUGUCAUACAUGUUCUCACCAGAUGGAACAGCGAAUCAAAUUCAAUAAAUUCAUUUUCUUCAUUUGUAAAAUCAGGAUAUUGGUAACUUCAAUAUCAUUGAUGUCCUUCAGCAUAAACAACUAAUGAAGGAUCCAUAACUUCAUCC